CUCGAGGUUGAAAACUAACCCAGUACAAGAAACCAAGAAGCACAAACUUACCACUCUCUCUACUUUCUCUCUCAAAUUUUACAUCAAGUUCAACAAGUCGCUAGAGUUGCAGAACCUGUUGGUUUUUUUUCUGUGGCUUGACGUCUUCCCUUCAAUCCAAGAUGCAAAAUAUGAAAUAUAACUGUGAUGCUCAAGGACAACCUUAUUUAGUUAUCUCCUCGGAUCCGGAUGAGUCUUCUUCCGAUGAAGAGAUCGAUGAGAAAUCGGAUAAUGGGUUCCUACAACUACAAGAGGCAAAUAACAUCUGCCUUGCAGCUUACAGAGAGGUUAUGACAUUGGCUAUCAACGCAAAAGCUUGGAAGAUGGGCCUUCCACCACUCGGUUCAAUCGAGGAUAUACAACAAAUGUUCAAGACUCCGCCUUCACCCAGAAUGAAAGUAGAAUCCUCCGUUGAGCGCAUCAUUCUUCCUCUUUCUCCAAGGUUUUUGAUAACUACUAUGAUUGACGUGGACAAAUGGGCUUCAACCUUUUCCCAAAUUGUUCAUCAAGGAUCUGUACAAGACUCAACUGGUGUUUUUGGACGUCUAUCGGCAAUGCACAGAGGACAAGAAUCUGGCAACUGUAUCGAUAUGACAAUUGUCAAUGCUGAAUUUCACUUGCCUACACCAUUUGUGCAAAAACAAAAAUACCGUUUUGUCAGAUUUGUACGGAGCGUCAUGGAAGAUACAUGGGCUGUAGUUGAUCUAUCAACUGAUUAUUUUCAGCAACAUUCACUUGAUUCUGCUGCAUCGAAAGUGAACUGUCUUCGGAGGCCAUCUGGGGUCAUUGUCAAGCGCCUCAGGUCGUAUGAAAAUUUAUCCGAGGUUAUAUGGAUUGAAAAUAUGGAAGUGAAAGAUUGCAAAGUGGAUGAUGAUGAGGACGACGACGAUAUGCAGUCAGGAACAAUGAAUUCAAACCUAGCAUUCGACGCAAAGCACUGGGUUAAUAUUUUGUCAUCGAAUCACAGAAAAAGAUGUGCCAACCCUAAAAUUUCAUAUAUAUUUGAUCAAGUGACUCAAGGGGAUAAGAAUGAACUGUCAAUGGAAACCCUAAUAAAAAUUGACUGAUUUUGGAAUGAAGCUGAUCAUAUAUUCUGCAGUGAAAGUGCAUGAUACAUGGCUAGUUUGAUGCGAGGUUCCGACCAAAACACAGACCGGAAUGAACCGUACGCAGCCCUAGUUAUGGACUUUCCCGUUUGUGGUUUUAAAGUUUUGAAGCUACAGUGGUGGUAGAACAAAUAUAGCUUAUCAAGCAAUAGUUGCUUCCUAGUUGCUUUGCAAGAGUGAUCACUACUUUAGACCUGUAUAAUUGUUGUUUUCUUUUGUUGGAGCUAUUGUUAUGCCUGAUUAAGGUUUUAAAAAGCGCUAGGAGCUAGUUGGGCGGUAGGUAAGAGCCUAGCGUCAAGGGACUUAGGUGGGUCCUAUGUGGUUUUUCAAAUUUUAAUUAGGGUUUUUAUCACAAAUGGUCCUUGAAAUUGACUCA
This is a messenger RNA of Malus domestica (apple), 1521 nucleotides long. RefSeq names its product homeobox-leucine zipper protein ROC1-like. Gene Ontology annotation, molecular function: lipid binding. The record is from RefSeq and is a predicted model, not a curated record. Lineage: Eukaryota; Viridiplantae; Streptophyta; Magnoliopsida; Rosales; Rosaceae.